Messenger RNA from Corvus hawaiiensis (hawaiian crow), 6449 nucleotides. RefSeq names its product CDV3 homolog (gene CDV3). Gene Ontology annotation, cellular component: cytoplasm. The transcript has 5 exons. The record is from RefSeq and is a predicted model, not a curated record. Bases 133 to 888 code for a protein of 251 amino acids. NCBI's taxonomy places the organism in Eukaryota, Metazoa, Chordata, Aves, Passeriformes, Corvidae.
CGGGCAGGAGCUGCCGCAGCCGCCGCAGCAGCCGCAGCCGGGCGGCCGCGCUCGCCGAGCAGCGGGAGGGCCCCGCCGCUCACCUGUUGGCCCGGGCCGCCGCCGCCCGCCUUCCCCCGCCCGGCCGCCGCCAUGGCGGAGACCGAGGAGCGGAGCCUGGACGACUUCUUCGCGAAGCGGGACAAGAAGAAGCGGAAGGAGAAGAGCAGCCGAAGUGCCGCCGCCGCUGCCGCCUCCAGCGCUUCCAACGCUGGCUCCAACGCGGCGGGCGCGGGCGCGGGGACCCCGCGACCGACUGAGGGCGGUGGCUCCGGGGCCGCCGCCGCCUCCGGCGCCGCCGGCGGCUCCUCGGCCAAGGCGGCGAGCAAGGAAGAGGAUGAUUGGAAGGAGUUUGAGCAAAAGGAAGAAAUUGAUUAUAGUGGUCUUAGAGUUCAGUCCAUGCAAAUAAGUGAAAAAGAAGAUGAUGAAAGUGAAAAAAGAGAAGAACCUGGUGACAGUUGGGAAGAGACUGGUGGUGGUGGUGGUGGUGGUGUAGACAGAUCGUCUGGUCCUUGGAACAAGUCAGCUCCUCCACCAGCCCCUGUUGUUGAACCAAUUGUUACAGAAACUCCAGAGCCAGUGCAGACUGGUGGCGUGUACCGGCCACCCGGCGCCAGGGAGGGCGGGCGGCCACGGAGAGCACAGCAAGGACCACCAGAGAUCUACAGUGACACUCAGUUCCCAUCACUGCAGUCCACCGCCAAGCUCGUAGACAGUCGAAAGGAUAAAGAAAUGGAGAAGAGCUUUGAAGUAGUAAAAUACAAAACUAGAGGUAGGGAUGAGGUCUCAAAAAACCAGGCACUUAAACUUCAGCUAGACAACCAGUAUGCUGUGCUUGGGGAUCAGUAGAGCCGCACACACAGUACAAUUAAGGAAUGCUUUUUUGGUAACCCUUCUACUAAGGUAACUAAACUACAGCUAACAGCUAUGAUGAACAUGCCACCUUAUUUCUGCUGGAUCUACUGCAGCAAGUGCAGACUACUUUGACGUAAGUGAUUGGUUCUCCUGCACUAUGGAAGCGUAAUAUGUUGCAACUUCUCCAUUGGAUAUGGGGCAAAUUAAUGUAAAUGAUUGAACAAGAGUCAUCAGUGUUCUUUAAUUGCUCAGAAAGAUACCUACAGCCAGUGGUCAUUUCAAAAUCUUUUUAUGUUCAGAUACUGAGCCUUCGUAAAGGUUGACUACCUCAGACUUGAUGCACUCAUUGUGGACACCAUGUGGAUCACAACUUCUGGAAGAGAAGGUUACAGCUGUUUUAGUGGCCAUCUGAAACUUGAAACCAGCUCUACUGGAUUCCUGUCAGAAAUCCUGCAGAAGUCAGCCAUUUGGUUCCAAUUUGCUAUAACAAAGAUUUAAGUGACCUUAAUGACAAACCUGUUCGUUCCCCUUCUGAGGAAUCCUGUCGUGUGUAGCCAUAGCCUACUAGAGACUUCUGGAGCGUCCCAUACCACUCACACUAUCCAAGUACAACAGAGCUGUAGUUUGUUUACCUUUCUAGAGUGCUGUACGGAAGUAACUGCAAAACAAAUUAAAACUCAUUCAAGUAUCAGAUUUCAGGAAUGAUGGGUUUGAAUAGUUUGUUUGCAUUAGCCAUUUUCAAAGUUGUCUGUUUAAGUUUUUUUUUUUUCUAUUACCCAUAAAAAAAAUGCCUGCCUUGUUUCUGAUAUCCAUUUGCAGUAUAUUUAAACAAUGAUAAGAUGUUGUAGUGAAAUAGGGUUUAUUUUGGUUUUUGUCAUGAAGUUUGUCUUUCUCACCCUAAAGCACUAAGACUUAGAGUUUUGAUUUGACACAGAGGUAUCCAGGCUCCCAACUACAGUCUUCAGAAUUUGUCCUUUAAAAAUGAGACAUGUGGCAGUAGGGGUACUAGAUAAAAACUAUCUUCUAUCAAAAACAAUUAUUUGUUUGUUGAGGAGUGAUGCUUACUUGAUAAGCAGAAUAACUUAAUAUGCAGAGAGAUAACUAAAGCUGGUAAGCCUGAUUUGUUUGGCUACUUCUGUGAAGCAUGCAGCUCUCUGAGGCAGCAAUCCUCCAAGUAUAAUUCAUAAAUGGUGUUUAUUCACAGUCAAGAAGUUUAGUAAUGACGGAAAGCAGUGACUUGUUAAGUUACUUAAUUUAGUGGAAGUAGGCAAAAUGGCACUGGUACACUAGGAAUAUAGGACAUUGCCUGUAACUGUUUCAGUGAACCAAACCUGUCAAGUACCAGAAGUGUUCUGCUGUAACUGUUUUUCUCUUCUCUGAAUUUUUACACCAGAAGCAAAAUGAAGUACAAUAAUGGUGUGCUCCAGUGUUGAGGUUUCUCAGAGUAAAUGCCAAAAAAUAGACCCAACAUCCAUAAGAGUUGCCAAUGGCAAGAAAAACAAGGGAGCAAAACAAAGCUUGCUUAUGUGUGUGGGAGUACUGUGUAUGUGCAGAAGAUAAGGAUAGUUCAGGAGUCACCCAGUUGGGUUCCUUUUGACUAACUGCUGACUUGCUUUAAAUUUACUUCUCUGAGGCCAAUGCAGAUUUUGCUGUUGACUUCAGUGGGGCUGGGGUUUCACCUGGUUCUUUCAUGCACAGACUAAAACUGGCCUUGCCCUUGCAGAGUUAACUGUCUAUAAAAAUUCUGCUAGAAGCUGCUAUUAAAGAGAGGGCUCAAGUUCCUAAAGUUGGAGACUUCAUUUGGAAACAAAACCCCGCUGAAAGACUGAUACCAAUACCUUGGACUCUGAGCCAUGUAUCUUCCUUGAAAAUCCAUUGUUGCCAGCAAAAAUGUUGUUGUCACAAUUUCUUGUGGAAUUCAUGGUAAAUGGACAUGUCACUUGAUGGGGUAGAGAUGUGAAGUCUUAAAAUGCUUUUCCUGAUGCUCUAAAGAGAUUGAGAUCACUAAUGCACAUGAAUAGUUUUAGUCUCCUGUAUGAAGGGUAGAUGAGACUGUCCAUUGUACCACCUUUAAUCUGAGGUUUUUGGGCAUGAAUUCUGGCAGUUCAAGAAAACCCUGUAAAAGUUUCAAAUCAAAUAAAAUGGAAAUAUACAUGGAUUCUGGAGUCUAGUGAGUCUUUACAUUUUAGUUUGAGCUCAUGACUGUACAGUAGCAGAGGAUACAGAGCAUUUGGAUUUCUUAAGGGAUAGGCCAUGGAGUGGGCAGUUGUCCUUAUGGCCAGGUGGGCUCUAUUUCAGAGCUUAUAGCAGAGCAUAUUAAUAAAACUUUUAUUUAUACAUAGAAGUUUAGUGUGCUGUCUGGCACAGUGUCUUCUUACUCCCACCAUAUAGGACUGGUUUGAGAUGGUGAGUUGAGUAUGAAUGUAGCUUUGAUUUGCUUUUCACUUGAAAGUACCUCUGCUAAAUUAAAGAAUGGGGAAGAAAAACCCAGCCUCUAGAUGGCUGCUAUCACUGGAGCCCAUCAGGUACUGAUAACUAAAGGUGUUCCUUUGGGGGCUUCUCUCAAGCAUAUCAUUCCAGUUUCUUUCUGGAGGCAUAAGGAAAAAAAAUCGGAAGCGCUGCAGAUUUCUGUAGUACAGAAUGUUAAAACUGUUUUAAAAGAAGUGUUUCUUGUGUUAAAUAUAGCUGCCAGCAACUAUCAAAAUGCCAAUUGUCAGUAUCUUCCUUGUACCAAGUAAUUGUUUUGCAUGCCUGAAAUUUUGAAAGUCAGUCCUCUGUGGAAGCUUGGUAUGCUUUGGAGACUCUGAAGUCCAACUUUAUCUGGUUUGUUGUUGCAUUCAUUCGAGGCAUGCUAAGAAUGUCCUUUUCAUUCCUUCAAAAUGCUUGUUUGAAGGCGUAUUCCAUAAAUGAAGGGUUUUCAGUUGUCCUUGAUGCCAGUCAGUUUAAUGCAGUUGUGUGCUGCUUCAGGGACUCCCUGGCCUGUGACACGCUUUUAUGGUGGGUUGCUUGUUAAUUCCCAGUUUAAAGGUUUUUAUUUCUUUGGCUUACAAUAAAACAGAGCCAUGAAGGUACCAACUUACUGGUAGAACGUUGAAAUGUCCAGUGCUUACUGGGAAAAGAACAGUUUGGAUUUGUUUCUCAAUGAUACAGUCUGUAUUUAAGGAUGUUAAAAUUCUAAAAACUAGGUAACUUCAAUAAAGUUGGACUUCGCAAAUGUCUACUGUAGGUAUCUGGAAUCUGUAUUGAGCUGAUGAUAAAUGUAGGAGAGGAUUAGUUUUGCCCCUCCCCGUCUCUCCCAGUUUAGCUGUGUCAUGUUUAAUCUUAUUCACAAAUGAAGAGGAAUGGACAACUAAAAGUGACUGUGUCCUGCUACUUCAGUUUUGUAUUUGUAGCUAGCUUUAGCAGUCAUGUCCACAGUAACUUACAUGAAUUUUAAUGGUACAAAUUGUGCUAGAGGCCUGACACCACAGGGAAUAGGGCUUUUGGUAUUUGACUGCAUCCGUCAGCUCUUGGAAACUUUUAACACACCAUGGCUGAGACCUCUGUGCUGUUCAGGUCAAGUAAACACAAUAUAAAUUUGAUUGGGCUGCACAUCUUGGAGUUUGCUUAUCUGAGCUUCUGCAAUAGUUGUAGUUUUUGCCUUUCUAAUUUCUGCCUGGUUGAGCAGUUUUAAAGUCGCUUGUGGUUUUCUGUCAAAUACCCUAACUAAAAUGGAGCAGGGAUUAAUACAGCUUCAUGUGCUUAAAUAAGGUUGCUUACUUACAAGGUAGUAAUGUUAUUCUUUCCAAGAUUGAUGUGGUCAGAAAUUUAUACCUCAGUGGCCCAAGUAACUAAAUUAUACCAAAACCACCUUGAGUACCAUAAAAUCUUUAUGAACACCCACAAUCCAGGUUUUGUUGCCUGACUGUAACUUAGUUCCCAAAUUCUCUCUCCCUGUUUUCAGCUUUUAAUGUUAAAACUUGUUUUUAAUGAUAAAUAGGGGCUUUUGUUUGGCAGUAUAAGAAAAUAAUAAGUGUACUUAAACUUCGGAUAUACAAAUUAGGUAUGUACAGAGAGGAGGAAGUCUGACAUAUUUGCAGAUAAACUCUCCGGAAAAAGUUAAAAAGAUAGCUUGUCUGUAUUGAGGUUAAUAUGAGAGCCUGCAAGCUCUAGCAGAUGAAGGAAGAAAUGACAGCAGAAAACAGAACUGAGGAGUCUUAAGUCAUAAAUAUUGUGUAUCUAAAGUUUGGCUCCUCAAGCAUCACCUGUAGUUCUACCAUGUUCUGUUUGAAGUGAAAUAGAGCAGGAAGGAAGAUUAAUAAAUAAAUAAAUCAGGGAGAGUGGAAAUUAUGCAAAUAAAACAUAGGUGCUAUAAGAAGAGAGGGAUUACAAGGGCUGUUUUCUAAAUGAUAACAUUAAGUGCGUAGCCUGAGGCAGGGAGUGGAGCGUAAGAUGUUGGAUAGUACAAGUGCUGCCUGUAUAGGUACUGCUUGCACAAGUGACAGAGUCAUCUGACUUUAAAUCAGCAAAACUGUUUAAAGUUCAGUACUUGGGGAAGGCAGCCCAUUUUAUUUCUUCCUUUCAACAAAUUGGGAGAAUCUGUUCAGAGAGAAGGUAGAAUUUUGCAUUGGUAUGAAGCUGUCUGACCUGUUGCCUAAAGAGAGAACUGAGGACAAAUUUCAAGAUGGCUCAACAAUCCUCUUCGGAAGUAACUUGUGUAUUUAAGAAAAUUAUUUUUCACUUCUGCAUGAUAAAAGGCCGAGACAUUGUUUCAAAUAGCUGUGAAGACUUUUUUUUGGUGAAGUAUCUUCUAAAUGGUACAUACAUCAUGAGUUUAUUUUCAGUUGCUUAAGAGUAUGUGUUGAUGCAGCAAGGUUAAUGAAGUUCAGUGUUCAGUGAAGUUCCGCUUAGCCAGAAUACAAAUACUAAAGACAUAUCACAGUAUUAAUGAGUCACCAGGAAAAGUAGUGUGUCUGGAAUAUUGGAUUGGAAAAUAUCAUCUAAAACAACUGUGUGCACUGAAAAGAAGCCAAGCCUGUUUCAUAGCAAGAGCAGGGGAAGCAUGGGACCAAGAGAGUGGGAUUUGGCCUUGGUUUUCUGCUGAACUGCUAUGUUCAAGUAAUUUAGUUUCACUUUGCCUCAGUUUCCCCAGCUGUACCAAAAAACCAACAACCUACCUCACAGGGGUGUUGUGAGGCCAAAGCUGUUCUUUGUCAAGGGCUGGGGCUGAUGGAAGGUUCUACAGAGGACUAAAAAUCUUUAUUAAAAGAUCUUUAUAUUAGCUUUUAUUGUAGUAUUUUAAUACUAUUUUGGCAAAGGCUUAUUUCUAUGGAAUGUAAUAUACGUCCUAUUUAAGUAUUAUGUAAUUAGACUUAUUUUAGUAUGUAUGGGUAAGGAAAAAGUUCAGGCUGAGCACUCUUAACUGGUAUUUCCUCUCUCCAAUUAUCUGUGCAACCUAAAUGGCAUAUUAAUAUGAGGCUCUUUGUUUUUAUGUGGAACAUAUUAAAAUCAAUAUUGCUAUAUUUUGUAAACCCUGUGACUGAAAUAAAAUCCUGCUCACAGUUGAUAGCCAUCUC